Molecule: messenger RNA, 825 nt
Organism: Macrosteles quadrilineatus (aster leafhopper)
Lineage: Eukaryota; Metazoa; Arthropoda; Insecta; Hemiptera; Cicadellidae
Exons: 1
Coding region: 1-825 (274 amino acids)
Source: RefSeq, a predicted model, not a curated record
AUGACGAAAGAAGAACUUGAUAUCAUUACAAGUGAAAAACAGAUUUGGCGAUGCCCACCAUGUGCGAAAUCUAGAAGACAAAGUAUGCAGGCGGUGAAAGAUGCGGAAGAAGGUAAGGCAAGUAUCGAGCAGAUAGUUUUUAUGUUAGAAGAAGCAAAAGAAGACCGCAAGCGGAUGGAAAAAGAUAUGACUAGUUCGUUUGAAUUUUUGCAUAACUUGGUCAAAGAUCAAAAGGAAGCCUUAAAUGUGCAGUCACAAAAAUUAAGUGAGUACAUGUCUGUUAUUGAGGGACUUAAACAGGAAAAUGUGAAUUUAAGUAAAAAAGUUAGGGAAUUGGAGGUAAAAUUGGAUGAUAGUGAGCAGUAUAUUAGAUCUAAUAAUGUUGAAAUCCAUGGAGUUCCGGAAAAAAGUAAUGAAGAUGUGUACGAGACUGUAAAGACUGUCGCCAACGCCUUGGGAUUAUCCAUCGAGAGGGAGGCUAUUGAUGUGUGUCACAGGUUAGGGAAAAGGACGGGUUACGACGGCCCCCCAACUAUCAUUGCUAGAUUCGUUCGUCGUGAGGACAAACUCAAUCUCUUGCAAAAAAGGCGCGUAAAGCGAAACUUCAACACAAAUGAUCUCGGACUGUCGCAGCCGGCCGUUCCAAUCUACAUAAAUGAAAACUUGUGCCCUGGGCGUAGGAAGGUGUACACUGCGGCCCGACAGGCAAAGAAGGACAAAAACUACACGUAUCUGUGGAUCCGCAACGGAAAAAUAUUGAUGAGGAAGGAUCAAUCAUCGUCUGUGUGUGUGAUAACGUCAAUGGACGAUGUUGCUAAGCUGUAA